AUGCGCUGUGUUCCGCCGCUCCGCGUCAUGAUGCGCUGGGUGAUUGGGUGACACGCUUGCUCCCCCAGGCCACCCCCGCUCACUUCACUUUCGGUGGGAGCAGCAGGACUGCAGCAGGGCGGCAAUGACGCUUCUCGCCAGUAUUUCAACUAUGCAAGUGGUGUGAGUCGCAGUGAAGCACGCCGGACUUGUGAAGCCUGCUAUGGAGGAGCCGUUCGGACAAAAUGAGCGCGAGCACUGACAAUGUCACCAACUUGUGGGCAAACGGGUCCUCGGUGGGCAACCGCUCAGAGUCCGCAGAAGUGGACCUCAGGAGGGCUAUCCCGCUCGGCGUGGUGCUGGGGGCUUUCAUCGCGUUCGCCAUCGCGGGCAACAUUCUGGUCAUCCUCUCGGUGGUGUGCAACAGGCACCUGCGCACCCCGACCAACUACUUCAUCAUCAACUUGGCCAUCGCCGACCUGCUGCUGGGCACCACGGUGCUGCCGGUCUCGGCCAUCCUCGAGAUCCUCGACCGCUGGGUGUUCGGGAGGAUUUUUUGUGACAUUUGGGCGGCGGUGGACGUGCUGUGUUGCACUGCGUCCAUCAUGAGCCUGUGCGUCAUUUCCAUCGACCGCUACAUCGGCGUGAGUCACCCGCUGCAGUACCCGGGCAUCGUGACGGAGAAGCGGGCUCUGCUGGCCAUGCUCGGGGUGUGGGUGCUGUCCGUGGUCAUCUCUAUCGGACCCCUGCUCGGCUGGAAGCAGCCGCCGUCGCCGGACGACAACGUGUGCUCCAUCACCGAGGAGCCCUUUUACGCGCUCUUCUCCUCCCUCGGCUCCUUCUACAUUCCUCUCGUCGUCAUUCUGGUCAUGUACUGCCGGGUGUACAUCGUGGCCAAACGGACCACCAAGAACCUGGAGGCCGGGGUCAUGCGCGAGAGGAUGAACUCCGGCGAGCUGACCCUGAGGAUCCACAAGGGCUCUCAGGCGCACGACGAACCGGCCACAAGCGGAGCCAAGGGCCGCGGACACCAGGCCAGAAGCUCCCUCACGGUCAAACUGCUCCAGUUUUCCCGGGAGAAGAAGGCGGCAAAGACUUUGGGAGUUGUGGUGGGAAUGUUUACACUUUGUUGGCUGCCUUUCUUCCUCGCCCUGCCCAUAGGCUCUUUCAAUGCGAACCUGCGGCCACCUGACCUCCUCUUCAAGGUGAUCUUCUGGUUAGGCUACUUCAACAGUUGCCUGAAUCCCAUCAUCUACCCUUGUUACAACCGCGAGUUCAAACUGGCCUUCAUUCGCAUCCUCCGCUGCCAGUGUCAUCAGCGCAGGCGCCCCGGGUGGAGUUCAUAUAAUUACCGCUCGUCUACUUUCAGCUCCUCUGGACAUUCACGCAAAGGCUCCAGUGACCAGACCCCCGGCUGCUCCAACGGCAGCCAGCGUACUCUACCAUCCUCGGCCAGCCCGAGCCCCAGCUACCUCAGCAAGGGUCUAGCGCCGUGCCCUGAGGGCGAGGCUUUAUACACCUGGACUACAAGUCCAUCUACACCCAAAGUACUGCCUGGCAGACACACAGACUGCCAGCAGGGAUGUUGGGAUAUGACGCCUGUUAAAGGAGGCGAAGCAGAGGUUGAGCUGACUACUGGAGUUUUUUCUUUCUCCUUUGGAACAGACGUAGACAAGGGUGGAGUUGGAAAUGACUUCUUAGAACCACCUUACAAUGUGUGACUGUGAUUAUUUAUCCAUUUCUCUGUGUUUGACAUGAAAGUAUCUAUAGCUUCUCUGAUUUGUUUCUAUGAGGGGGCAUUGAUACAGUUAAGGUAGAUGGACAGAAAAGGAGAAAGCUUCGGAAUGUUUAAUAAUAUUUUUCCCCCCUCUAGAACCUAGUGAAUCAACUGAUAUAAAAUGUGAAAAGCUGUUAGUUUUCAGUGUUUUGAGUUAGCAUUGUAAUCUUGUGAAAUUCAAAUAUAACAUGGUUUGUGCUACUGUGUACCAGCAUCUUCAUUCCAAAAAUGAAUGAUAGAAAUUCUGCAGGACAAAUACCCACAAAAAAUAUUAUUACUCAAUGUUUUUGUUACAUGCAUUUCUUGCACUGAGUGUCCUUUAUAUUGAAGUAAAAAUAGAGUUUGUAUAACAUAUUUACACAUCUCUGAACGUCACUGCACCCAAAUGACCAUAAAGAUUAGGUCAGACAUGAUGAGACUUAAGACUUUCCUGACCCGCUGUAUCGACAAGUUUAACAUUUUUCUGGGAAAGAGGAAACAGACAACUUGAAAGAAAUUACAUCAAUUAGUGGACAAUCCGAUUACCAGACACUUGUUUGCAGAAGAGAAGAGUGAACGCUUGCAGUGCUGUACUUAGCUCUUCCUAUGAUGCAGUGAAUCCCAACAGUUAUUGAGCCAUGGCACAUAUUUAACAUUGGAGACUAUCGCAACAAAAUGUGGAUACACAGGGUAAUUUGGUACCUUCUUCCAAUUAGUUGAGCAUUUAAACUGUUCUGAGUGUUACUUAUUAUUUACUGCAAUAGGUAGAUAAACAAAAAUUGUGUUGAUGUUAAAAAAUAAUAAUCCAAAUACAAUAACAUUGUAUGACAUUGGCAUACUUGAUAAUAUUUUACAGAACACAAAUGUACCACAACGCAAAGCUUGGGAAUAAUUAUUUUAGUGAACAAAUGUGCUCCAUUUUUUUUUUUAAAUUUAGCCCGUUGAGCAUUUACUUUAUCAAGACAAAUUACAUUCUCCCCCUUGGUUCCAUCUACCUUAAAUACAACAUCCACUUCCACUGCUACACGGGUGACACCCAGCUCUACAUCUCAAAACUAACCUCAUCCCUUCCACAAUCCUCUCUCACCCUCUGCCUACAAGACAUUACCUCAUGGUUCUCCUCUAACUUCCUACUGCAUAAUAGCUCCAAAACUGAAGUCCUCCUUGUAGGUACCCAUGCCAUGCUCACUAAUGAGAAUAACUUCUCUAUUUCCAUCAAUAACGUAACAUGAUUCCUUCCAUCAUCCUCGACAGCACGCUCUCCUUCCACUCCCAUAUUAACGACACUAACAGAUCAGUCUACUUCCACCAUCAUAUCUCUCGUCUCCUUCCUUCUCUCACCCCUCCUCCCCACACACACACACCGCCGCCACUCUCGCGUGCAGUCUAGUCACCUCCCGGAUUGACUAUUGUAACUCACUCCUCUUCGAUCUCCCAAACAAAACCCUCCAGAAACUGCAGCUCCUCCAAAACUCAGCAGCACGCUUCAUUACUCGAACCCCCACCACAUCACCCUCAUCCUCCAUCAACUCCACUGGCUGAAUUAAAUUAAACAAAGAAUUAUAGCCAGGAUUGUCCUCAUCACCUUCAAAGUACUUGAAGGCCUGGCACAAUCCUAUACAGUAUAUCCAUAGCAGCAAUGGUGAUAGACCUACACACAAUUAAUAAAACAUAAAACACCGAUAUACAUUUAAAUGUUUAUAGGGCAAUUUAAAUAUUUUUACACGGUUUAUCUUGUGAACUAAGAUUGUUCCAUAAUCUAACUCUGCGUACAGACGCACGAAAGCUUUUGCGAGUUGUUCUAAAUUUAGGAAGUGUGAACUCCCCACAAGCUCUUAAUUUGAGAGCGCUUUCUCGAAUAGUGAAAUGUGUUUGUAAAUUUGCCAGUAACAUAUCGUUAAAAGCUAAUCGGAACGGUCUUGAAAUGUAAUGAAUUUAGAUUGAAGAAAUAGUUCAUGGGUGUGGUCCAGAAAUCCAGUGUUGCAAAUGAUGCGAACAGCUCGUUUCUGUACUGUAACUAAUGGAUUUGUCGUAUUGUGAUAGGUGUUCCCUCACACUUCCACACAGUAUGUAAAAUAUGGAAGAAUCAAGGUACAUUAGAGAGUGCAUUCUGAUCUAGAUAAAUUUUGACUUUAUUCAAGAGGUUUCUUGAAAUCUUGGGUUUUAUGUGUCUGACAUUAUACUUACGACACUAACAGAUUAGCCUACCUUAGCUUACCUUCGUAAUAUCGCUUGUCUCCUUCUUUCUCUCACCCCCGUGUGCAGUCUAGUCACCUCACGGAUUGACUGUUGUAACUCACUCCUCUUGGUCUCUCAAAGAAAUCCCUCCAGAAACUGCAACUCCUCCAGAACUCAGUAGCACGCCUCAUUACUCGGACCCCCACCACAUUACCCCCAUCCUCCGUCGACUCCACUGGCUCCCAAUUAAACAAACAAUUAUAUACAAGAUUCUUCUCAUCACCUUCAAAGCACUUGACGACCUGGCACCAUCCUAUAUAUUUAACCUCCUCU
Molecule: messenger RNA, 4246 nt
Organism: Corythoichthys intestinalis (scribbled pipefish)
Lineage: Eukaryota; Metazoa; Chordata; Actinopteri; Syngnathiformes; Syngnathidae
Product: alpha-1B adrenergic receptor-like
Exons: 2
Coding region: 225-1700 (491 amino acids)
Biological process (GO): cell-cell signaling; positive regulation of heart rate by epinephrine-norepinephrine; phospholipase C-activating G protein-coupled receptor signaling pathway
Cellular component (GO): plasma membrane
Molecular function (GO): alpha1-adrenergic receptor activity
Source: RefSeq, a predicted model, not a curated record